Molecule: messenger RNA, 1557 nt
Organism: Strongyloides ratti
Lineage: Eukaryota; Metazoa; Nematoda; Chromadorea; Rhabditida; Strongyloididae
Product: Zinc finger, LIM-type domain-containing protein
Exons: 4
Coding region: 1-1557 (518 amino acids)
Source: RefSeq, a predicted model, not a curated record
AUGAGAUAUAUUGUUAAGACAAAAUCUGAAGUUGUUACAUGGAAUAAAGAUUUUGAUAGUAAUAAUAAUAAUAAUAAUAAUGAAACUGUAAGGGAAAUUAAAGUAAUUAAAAAUAAUAAUAAUAAUAAUAAUACUAUUGUACCAAUAACAAAUAUUAUUACUAAUGAUGGAGGAAUAAAAAAAAUUCAAAAAUAUGAGGAGUAUGAAAAAAAGGCAACCACUAUAAAUGAUGAUGAUGAUAAAACUUGUGAUAGAUUAAUUAGUAAAAAAUCUGCCUUUAUUCCAAUAAAAAGAGAAGGCUUAUUUAGGGGAUAUUUUAAUAAUCCUAAUACUACUUCUAAUUUUAAUAAGGGUCUCUCAUAUUCUUGUUAUGAAGCAAAAAAAAAUGAUAAAGAAGAUAUGAUAAAAAAUAAUUCUUCUAGUAGUAUUAAUAAUAAUGAUAUUUUAAUAAAAAAUAAAAAUGAUAAUGAUACUAUGAGAACAAGUUAUGUUAAUGGAAAUAAUGUUGAGUCUUAUGAAUAUAAAAAUUAUAAAGGUUUCUCUUCUGAUACCAAAAAAUAUAUAAAAAAUCAAAAUAUUAUUACUAAAUAUUAUCAAGAGGUUGAUGAUAAUAGUAAUAGAAUGGGAGAAGGAGAUUCAAACAACAUGACAACAGCCAUUGAUACACGGCGUUCCAUCUCCAGAGCUUCUAAUAUUAGUGAUAUACCAAGUCAACAUAUUGAUGCAAUUCAUAGUACAUUAGCAGUCUUGAAAGAUGAUGUAGAAAAGACAACAGAAAUAAUAAGACGUAAACAACAGGAACAAUUAAAUGAACAAAAAAUGUUUAAUGCCAAUAUGGAAAUAAAUGGUAGAAUAUCAAUGAUAGCUGAUGAUGAUUGGUUAUCAACAAGAUUAAAAUCUAUAUCUCGUGAUGACAUGAGAAAAGAACUUGAUAAAGUUAAAAAUAAUCAACAACAAAAUGUUGUUGGAGAUACAUUAGCUGCUUUGGUUUAUGAUGUUGAAGCAACAACUGAAGUUUUAAGGAGAGCUGGACAAAGAAAACCAAAAAAGACAAGAGUUGUUAGUGAGGAAGUUGAAUAUAGAUUGAAAUUGUCUCCAGCUCCAGAGAAUGAUGAUUCUUAUGAUCCACAACCAAAAAAAAGAGAUUAUCCACAAUAUAAUGAUACAAUGACAAUGGAAACAAUAAAAAAUGACUAUGGAGUAGAGAUAACAGAAGAUUCUAUAAGUCAAAGACAUCAAAGAGGUCGUUCCCAGACACCCCGUAGAACAAUAGCCAUAGAUUCAACAUCACCACCUCAACCAUUACCAAUUUGCGCCUACUGUUCAGAAGAGAUAGAUGGCCAAAUUUUAACAGCAUUGGCACCUAAUGCAGAUUAUGCACAAAAAUUCCAUCCAUACCAUUUUAUGUGUAUAUAUUGCCAAAAAGCUCUUUCUCUUCGUGGAACCUAUAGAGAACAUGAAAAGAAACCUUAUUGUCAUGAAUGUUUCUACAAAUUGUAUAAUGGUUUACAAUAUUGUCCUGAUUUAAAUCAAUCUAAUAUUGAAAAAUUGAUUUAA